AUGUCUCUUAAAUAAAUAAUUAAAACUGGUAUUUCUGGACUGGUCUUUGACUCUAAAUAACCUAGGAAGAUACUAUUGAUCAAAAGAGAAUAGCCUCCUUAUCAUAAUUAAUGGAGUUUUCCAGGAGGUAGACUUGAAUUCGGAGAAUUAAUUGAAAAUGGAAUUAAAAGAGAAGUUAAGGAGGAAACUGGAUAUACAGUUGAUUUAAUUGGCAAUAAUUACAAUAUUCAUGAAGUGAUAAGGCAAGACACUCACUAUUUAAUAUUCAGUGCUAGUUGUGUUAUACAAAGCUAUUCUAAAGGACAUGAAAAAAUCUUCAGUUAAUUCUUCUACUUAGAUUAAUAUUUAGGCAAAGAUACGAAUGAAAAAUUCAACAUUUCAGAAAUUAAAGAUGAAGAAAGCAUUCCAAAUUUUCAUUAGAUUCUUUAAAAAAUGCUAAAAUAGGAUUUUAAUAUUGAACCCAUAGAAAAAAAAAAUGUUAAAUGA
This is a messenger RNA of Tetrahymena thermophila SB210, 486 nucleotides long. Its product is annotated as NUDIX hydrolase. Gene Ontology annotation, molecular function: hydrolase activity. NCBI's taxonomy places the organism in Eukaryota, Ciliophora, Oligohymenophorea, Hymenostomatida, Tetrahymenidae. The transcript is spliced from 4 exons. The record is from RefSeq and is a predicted model, not a curated record.